Plasmodium gaboni is the source of this 392-nucleotide messenger RNA. The record is from the annotation of a RefSeq genome assembly. NCBI's taxonomy places the organism in Eukaryota, Apicomplexa, Aconoidasida, Haemosporida, Plasmodiidae.
AAGAUCUUAUAAAUAUAUGGAAUGACACAAUUGGUGUUGCGAAAGAAGAUUUUGAUAAUAUACUGAAGGACUUAAGGGAAUGAAUACAAAAGUAUUUAGAUAAUAAUAUUUAUGUAGAUACUGAUAAAAAUAAUAUUAAGUCAUAUUUAUAUGAAAAAAUAUGGAAUGAAAAUAUUACGGAAUAUUAUGGAACAAUAGCAAAAGAAGAGUUAGAAUACAAUAGCACGUUUUUUAGUCUAAUUAAUGACAAACAUACGCUUGAUGAUAUAUUACAAUUUAUUUAUGCAUUCUUAGAACAUUUUAGGACAUUAAAAAAGGAAUUAUAUGAAAAAUACAAAAAGAUUCUCCUUGAAAAAAUUAAGAAACAUUCUGAUGGUGACUACUUAAUAUAA